UAGUAACGCUUACUUCCGCUGUGCUGCUCGUCCUGACUCUACCGUUGUUGAUGCUAGUGAAAAAGCAAACAUGAGCGUGCUAAGCGAUGGCCGAAACGAAAUUCCUGUCGGUAAUUCAAACGCUAAAUGUCUUCUGGAAAACUGGGUGGAGGAAAGAGCUGUGAAAGACAUCGAUCCAGAUGUCAAAAUUGGAGGAGAAGUCACCAGCCUAGCUAAAGAGCUACGCCAUGGUCAUCGAGGAGUCCUAUCUGCAGACUUCAAUGCCAGAUGUGAAAACAAAACUAUUCACCGUAUCUCUUAUACACCACCAGAAAUUACAUCUGUCAGACAGACAGGAAGAAGAAAAGAACUAAUGAGGAGAAUGCUGUUUGCCCAAAUAUGUGAAGAGAAGAAAGUGGGACCAGAACCAGAACCAGAACCGACUGACUUCCGUUCUGUGAAAAUGGUCGACUAUGACUUUGAAUUUGAAUCAAAGCCACCUGCACCCACAAGAGAUCACAAUUACAGAACAGAACAACCAGUGACAUUUUGGACUGAGCACAAGGAUAAACUACAUGGUGUAACUCAAAUAAAGACAAGAGAUACAGUUUUUCGUCGAAAUGAUGCUUUCACUAAACCCAUUGAAGAAUACUGGAAUGAACCCAAGCCCUAUGAAUUGGAAGAUUAUCCUAAAAUGUGAUUGGAUUUUGAUGAACAUGUGUUAGUACCACAAAAUUUGAACAGUUUUUACAUAUUUGUAGAAUUAUUUUGUCACUAAAAACAUGUAAAAGCAUAAAAAUUGCUUAUUUUCCUCAAUCUUUAGGGUAUCCAAAGCAUGAAACACUGUCUUAAUUCAUUUUAUUUAUAUACAGUCUCAGAACAGAGGUGCAGGGAAAAAGGCAAUAGGUAGGGUGAAUUUGAAAGCAAAUGAUCUUUAACAUCAACAUCUGGAAUUGGAACAUUCCAGUGCUGACCAACAGCGUACCAAUCACUUCUCAGCAAUAUUCUUCUGUUCAUGUAAAUGUACCCAAAAUUUUAUGAAAAUGUGUCCAUGCACUUGCUUGAAUUUUAUUUGUUCAAUGCAGUAAAUAUUAUAACAGAUGUAAGUGGUUUAGACUGUUGAAUUGGAGCCAAAGCCACAAAUGCAUUCAGAUAUGUCAAAACUUCACAAAUAUUUUCAAAACAUCUUUGUAUUUAUUCUACUGAUUUUCAAUUCUAACAAAAGGCUAAAUAAAGAACACUUUGGGAGGUCAAUGAGAAUACUAGAACAGCUGUCAAAUCACCUUAUAAUAAUUCAGCAACACAGUGUAGUUCUACCUAGUCUGAGUUGAAAAUUUACAUUGC
This is a messenger RNA of Pomacea canaliculata, 1323 nucleotides long. RefSeq names its product sperm-associated antigen 8-like. The record is from RefSeq and is a predicted model, not a curated record. Gene Ontology annotation, molecular function: microtubule binding. Lineage: Eukaryota; Metazoa; Mollusca; Gastropoda; Architaenioglossa; Ampullariidae. Gene Ontology annotation, biological process: positive regulation of transcription by RNA polymerase II. Gene Ontology annotation, cellular component: nucleus; cytoplasm. The transcript has 6 exons. The coding region runs from base 71 to 679 and encodes 202 amino acids.